AUGAAGACAGAGAAGGAUGAGGCUGUGCCCACCUUCUCCCUGCGGGGUAAAUACAGCGCAGAGGGGGCAGGUGAGUCCCCUGUGCCAUGCUGGGGGGUGUCUGUCCCCACAGGCUGCAGUGAAGUGGCUCUGCCCAGCACCCUGAUGCCAGUGGUGGGGAGUGGAGGGACCCCAGCCCACGGAGGGACCCCAGCCCAGGACCUGAGACCCCUGAAGCGCAGACCUGUCCCAGGGAAGCACUACCAGUGCUCGAGCUAUGGCUGCAAAAUGGCCUUCCCCAGCAUGCAGGAGCUGAUGGACCACCUGAAGGUGCACUACAGACCCACACAGUCCCUUGAGGGCAAAACCUUCCAGUGCCCCACUCUGGGCUGCACCGAGACCUUCCCCAGCAUGCAGGACCUCAUGGUCCACAUGAAGGUGCAUUACAAGCCAAACCGCUACUUCAAGUGUGAGAACUGCCUGCUGCGCUUCCGGACGCAUCGCUCCCUCUUCAAACACCUGCACGUCUGCUCCGACAGCGCCAGCAGCCCC
This is a messenger RNA of Acanthisitta chloris (rifleman), 531 nucleotides long. RefSeq names its product zinc finger protein 414 (gene ZNF414). The annotation marks the transcript as partial. NCBI's taxonomy places the organism in Eukaryota, Metazoa, Chordata, Aves, Passeriformes, Acanthisittidae. The record is from RefSeq and is a predicted model, not a curated record. The transcript is spliced from 5 exons.